Molecule: messenger RNA, 3530 nt
Organism: Pezoporus flaviventris
Lineage: Eukaryota; Metazoa; Chordata; Aves; Psittaciformes; Psittacidae
Gene: GABPB1
Product: GA binding protein transcription factor subunit beta 1
Exons: 10
Coding region: 698-1885 (395 amino acids)
Biological process (GO): positive regulation of transcription by RNA polymerase II
Cellular component (GO): nucleus
Molecular function (GO): transcription cis-regulatory region binding; protein binding
Source: RefSeq, a predicted model, not a curated record
UGCGCUGGGGUCGGGGGCCGCCGCGCGGCCGGUGGGGUGGUGAUGUUGCGGGGACAGGUCACCUCGGGGCCCAGGUGCCCGCGGCGGUCCCACGCCCGCGGCUGCCGCACUGGCCCGGGCGAGCGCGACGCGCCGGGCGAGGGACUCGUGCGCUGAGGGGCAGAGCGGGGCCUGGCUCGUCCCGCCGAUAUCCCUGCCGGGCAGCCCGGCUUUGGUCGCGUAGGGACCGUCCCACGCCUCGGGUGGGACGGGUGGCCGGUUCUUAUGGCGGCCCGAGGCGGCUGAGCUGCGUGACGAUGUUUGGCGCCAAAGGUGCCUUGAGAGGAGCUGCGGUGGGAGCGCAGCGCUUCCCUUCUCUGCAGUGUCCCUGUCCGGAGCCUGUAACUCGUGCUUUGGGCUCUUAAUAAAGCGUGUGAUCGGAGCCCAAACGGGAUAAAAUGUGUUAGUUUGGACUGCAGUUUUUCUCUCCUAGUAGUCCCAGAGUUGGUGGGACACUGGCUGAUAGCACGUCAGUGAAACCUCCUGUAGGAAGUCUUCUGUGUUUAGUGUUUCUAACUUAAAGCAGUUGCAUGCUGUUCUUGCAUGUUGCUAAGGCAUUUUAGAUAAGUGAUUGUAGUGCCUUUGGGCAUGUGGCAUAGCAGCCGUGCUGUAAUACAAUUUGAAAGCUGGGCAGAGCUGCAGAAGGUUGCAGUAUCAGAUGUCACUAGUAGAUUUGGGAAAGAAACUUUUAGAAGCUGCGCGAGCAGGUCAAGAUGAUGAAGUUCGCAUUUUGAUGGCAAAUGGAGCGCCUUUUACCACAGAUUGGUUGGGAACAUCUCCACUUCAUUUAGCAGCACAGUAUGGACACUACUCAACAACAGAAGUGUUGCUGCGAGCAGGUGUAAGUCGGGAUGCCAGAACCAAAGUGGACAGAACUCCAUUACAUAUGGCAGCAUCAGAAGGCCAUGCCAGCAUAGUAGAAGUCUUACUUAAGCAUGGUGCUGAUGUCAAUGCGAAGGACAUGCUCAAAAUGACUGCACUUCACUGGGCUACUGAACAUAACCACCAAGAAGUUGUAGAACUCUUAAUAAAGUACGGAGCAGAUGUUCAUGCUCAGAGUAAAUUUUGCAAAACGGCAUUAGAUAUUGCGGUAGACAAUGGAAAUGAAGACCUUGCAGAAAUAUUACAGAUUGCAAUGCAGAACCAAAUCAAUACAAAUCCAGAGAGUCCGGACACUGUGACGAUACAUGCAGCAACACCGCAGUUCAUCAUUGGACCUGGAGGGGUGGUGAACCUAACAGGUCUGGUAUCUUCUGCAAAUACAUCAGAGGGAACAGAUGAAACAGGAGUGUCUGCUGUACAGUUUGGAAAUUCAUCAACGUCAGUAUUAGCCACGUUGGCAGCUUUAGCAGAAGCAUCAGCUCCACUGUCUAAUUCUUCAGAAACACCAGUUGUGGCCACAGAAGAAGUUGUGACUGCAGAGUCUGUGGAUGGUGCUAUUCAGCAAGUUGUCAGUUCUGGAGGUCAGCAAGUUAUUACUAUAGUGACAGAUGGCAUUCAGCUUGGUAAUCUGCAUUCAAUUCCAACCAGUGGAAUAGGGCAACCAAUCAUUGUGACCAUGCCAGAUGGACAGCAAGUAUUAACAGUUCCAGCAACAGACAUUGCUGAAGAAACUGUGAUAAGCGAAGAACCGCCAGUGAAGAGACAGUGCAUUGAGAUUGUUGAAAAUCGUGUGGAGUCUACAGAAAUAGAAGAAAGAGAAACUCUUCAGAAACAGCUGGAUGAGGCAAACAGAGAAGCACAAAAAUAUCGUCAGCAGCUCCUAAAGAAAGAACAAGAAGCAGAGGCCUAUCGGCAGAAGUUAGAGGCAAUGACCCGCCUCCAGACUAAUAAAGAAGCUGUUUAAUAAAAGUGAACAUACUGCAAAGCCUGUUACUUUCCAAAACCUGCAGUACAAUCUUGAACUGUACACUAUAUAGGUACAGAUGCAGGAUUACAUGAUAGAGAAGAUGCUACAAGUUGAUAACUGGACUUAAGCCGUGAGCUCUCAUUAAUUUCUUGUAACAUAAAAACUCUGAAUUUAGAAAUUGUGAAAAGUAUUUAAAAUGAAAUACUGUAAAUAGUUGGUUUUUUUACAGUUUCAAAAUGAGUUGAUAAAUCUUUUUGAAGGGAUCCAGAAACACGAGAAGCCAAUGUUUUUGUGAAAUUUUUGAUUUUAGUAUGAAUCUAACUUCUGAAAAACAGAACAGUUUUAAGGGUGAUAUUGUUGAUUUAAGCCGACAACUUGAAAAUUAUGUGACAAAAUGAUUUAACAGUUAUUUCUACAUGGUAACAACUUAAACUUCUCUGAGUAAGACAUUUCCAAGUGGAAAUCUUUGUACAGCUUUAAGUAGUUGUCUCAGAUUCUCUGAAAACCAUUUUUGGUUUUGUUUUUUUUAUUUUAGGUGGUGAAAUUUUUAUAUUUAAUUUCAGAUAUAUCCAAGUAGAUUUACAUGUAUAUGAAGCUAAUAUUUUUUAAACUUUUCAGUUUGUACAUAUGCUGCAUGUUUUUAUAAUUUCUACACAUACAUCUUGCAUAGGUAUUUUUCAGCAAAGAUGAGGAAAAUUAUAAGGAAAAUUACGAGGAAAAUGUUUAGCUUAUAUGUCAUUGGAAGUAAGCAGCCAGUUUAAUUGUGGAUGGUAUAUUUGUUGGAAGAAUGUAAUUUGUAAUUAAAAACAAAAAAAAAAUCUUCAUUUACAUACGAGGUGUGAUUUAAAAUUUGGUAGUGGAGGCAGCGAAACUUCACUUUGUGUCUUACAAUUUUCAUGCACAAGCAUUUAAAAGUUCAGUAAUGCAUAGGAAAGAAUGUCUCCACUGGAACGCAAAUAGUAGUUCUUUUAGGAUAUUCCUAUUGAUCUCUUUUUCCCAAUAGCCUUGAAAUCAUUUCAGUGAUACCUUUUUUUCUAAAUGGACUUUUGCAUUUUAAUUAUGCAAUUGGACAAGUAAUUUUUUUAUGUUGUGAUGCUCCUCUUACCCAGCAUCAUUGUUCUUCACUGUGAUACUGUGUUUCUGUGUGUCUGUGCAGUGAUCUAUUAUGGUUAGGAUUUAUAUAGCACAUUACAUCUUCAGAGCGUUGUAAAAUCUUUUAAAGAGCCCUUACUGUACUGCCUGAGGCAGGUAAGUGAGUGUUACUGUCUCAAUUUUAUAACUGAUACAAGUGCAACACAGGGAGUGUUAAAUGACUGCCCCAAGACCACAUGGAUCUGUGGCAAACCUGGGAAUAGAUCUCAGGAGUUCCUGGCUUCUAGUCCUGUGCUUAGACUGAGCUGCCUUAAGAUUGUUCAGUGCUGUUGUACAUUAAAUUUUGAACUACUGUGCAGAUUCCUUUUUUUGUAAGAUAAAACUCUUCGUGCUUUGCUUUGUUGUUCCAUGUUUCACUGCUUUUAUGGAAUUGUUUAUAUAAACUUAAGCAAAAAGUCUAGUUUACCUAUACUGUACACAGAAAAAUUACCCUUAAAACUGUACUCUGGCCUACUUUUUCUAUUUUACAAUUAAAUAUCUUUUCCACAUA